Mytilinidion resinicola is the source of this 795-nucleotide messenger RNA. RefSeq names its product NAD(P)-binding protein. NCBI's taxonomy places the organism in Eukaryota, Fungi, Ascomycota, Dothideomycetes, Mytilinidiales, Mytilinidiaceae. The record is from RefSeq and is a predicted model, not a curated record. The transcript has a single exon. Bases 1 to 795 code for a protein of 264 amino acids. Gene Ontology annotation, molecular function: oxidoreductase activity.
AUGUCCCAAACCAAAUACACCUCCAAGCUCUCCCAAAAGCUCAUCCUCGUCCUCGGCGGCACCUCCGGCGUCGGCUUCUGCGUCGCCGAAGCCUGCCUCGAGCACGGCGCCGCCGUCUUCAUCUCCAGCUCGAACCCCGCCCGCCUCGCCGCCGCCCUCGCCCGCCUGCGCGCCUCGUACCCCUCCCUCGCCGCCAACAUCACCGGCGCCACCUGCGACCUCGCGGACCUCGACAACGUGGAGGCGAACCUCACCGCGCUCUUCGACGCCGUCACAGACAACAAGGCGAAGAAGAUCGACCACGUCGUCUUCACGGCCGGCGACGCGCUCAAGCUCCCUGCCAUGGCCGAGGCGACCCCGGCCGUGGUGCUGGCGCCCGCGAACGUGCGGUUCAUCGGCGCGAUUAUGGUCGCGAAACUCAUCCCGACGUACAUGACGCUCACGCCGGCGUCUUCUUUUACCCUCACCAGCGGCUCGAUCACGCAGAAGCCGUUUCCCGGGUGGUCGAUUAUCGCGGGGUGGGGCGGGGCGGUGGAGGGGCUAGCUCGCGGACUAGCGGUUGACCUUGCGCCGCUGCGGGUUAACACGGUUACUUUGGGGGUGGUGCAGACGGAGCUGUUUGAUAGCUCGCCGGCGGAGAUGAUAGAACAUGCAGUUGAGGGGUGGAAGCAGGCGACGUUGGUGAAGGAGAUUGGACGGCCGGAGGAUGUGGCGGAGGCGUAUUUGUACUGCAUGAGGGAUCGGUUUGUGUCGGGAGCGACUGUGGAGACGAAUGGGGGGAGGUUGCUGGUUUGA